Ogataea philodendri is the source of this 4095-nucleotide messenger RNA. RefSeq lists its product as uncharacterized. Lineage: Eukaryota; Fungi; Ascomycota; Pichiomycetes; Pichiales; Pichiaceae. Bases 1 to 4095 code for a protein of 1364 amino acids. Gene Ontology annotation, cellular component: membrane. Gene Ontology annotation, biological process: transmembrane transport; DNA-templated transcription; regulation of DNA-templated transcription. The transcript is spliced from 2 exons. The record is from RefSeq and is a predicted model, not a curated record. Gene Ontology annotation, molecular function: zinc ion binding; ABC-type oligopeptide transporter activity; DNA-binding transcription factor activity, RNA polymerase II-specific.
AUGAAUCAUAGCCAUACCGACACGGUCGGCCAGACUUCGGGACAUUCUUUCAAAAAGAAGCACCGUUCCGCACGGGCAUGUUUGGUAUGUCGAGAAAGAAAAGUCAAGUGCGACGUCACUGUGACUUAUCCCGAUAAAUGCUCCAAUUGUGUACAUUUUGACAUUGAUUGUGUUCUACCAGAGCCCAAGAAACGGGUGGUUCCCAAAGUCAACAAGAUCAAGGCAGAGACUCACAAGAGAAGUACAGACGGCAAGCAUGAAACUCCGGACUUUGUUUCUCGCGAUCCGCACGAGGAGUUCCCUGAACUGUACACACGGAGUCUUGAUCCAGGAAAAAUGCUGCGGCGGGAGGUUUCCGUUUCAUCGACGGUUGAGUACUUUGGGCCUCCCAGUUUCCUGCAAAACGCAGUCAAGGAGUAUAUUGAUACCAAAAGGAAAGCCAACCAAGUUAAGUUGUUCCAUCUGAAUGAAGUGGACUUCAAAUAUUUGGACAAUCUCGGAUGCUUUUGUCUUCCGGACCAAGACCUAUUUGAAUUGUACAUUAAUACCUAUUUCGAGACAUUACACGUCCAGUUCCCCAUUUUGAACAAAUACGAGUUUCUAAGAGACUAUCUCACGUUGGAAAACCCGAAAAGUUUACUGUUGCUACAGUCUGUGCUCUUCGCUGGGGCCAAAAUGUACCGCAAAUUGGACUGGUCUUCGGAAGAUUACGACCGCCAACAACGAAUCACCAACCUGCUCAACCGGCGUGCCACCGCGUUGUUUGAGCUCCAUGUCGAACAGGAACCUAUUCUACUGCUUCAGUCAAUGUUCAUCUUUGGUAACUAUUGGGACUGGGACACCCAACUAAUGAACACUAAAAACGUAAUUUUCCUCACAAACACAAAAAUGGCCAUCUCAAUGGCCUACUCCAUCGGGCUGCACAGGAACUUUGCGAGCAACAAGGAUCUCUCGUCUGUGGAGAAAAACAUUUACAAAAGAAUUUGGUGGUGUCUGUUUUUAAAAGAUACGUUUUCGUCGUUUGCACUUUCGCGGCCGUUUUCAAUUGAUCUUCAAUCGUGUGAGGUACCAUGGCCUGAUAGGGACACGUUAGACGACACGGCCCAUCCUAACGAUGACGAAUUUGGUCUCACAGACUUGGAAAAAGACUAUUUCUUGCAAAGACUAUCGCUCGCAAGAGUGCUACGGAAAAUAGUGGACAACCAAAACGUUAUUUCGCGGAUCUCCCACUCGGGGGAGUCUACAUAUUCCCUGCUCAAGGAGUCUGACCAGCUGCUUGCCGAUUGGAUGUCUCAGUUGCCUACGUGUUUCCAUCUGAACCUGGAGGAUUUGAACAGUAUUUUGAACUCGUACGGAGCAUGGCUGAACCUGGAAUAUCACACCAUUCUUCUUUUUGUCCAUCGGUGCAACAUCAUUGGAAGCACUAAGAUAGCUACCGAACGCAAUGGCCGGAUUCCAGACGUUCUACCCUCGUGGAGUGCAUCUUUCAAAGUUGCGUACGUGGUGACGCAAUUUGGUGAUUACCUGAAAAGAGAGAAACUGUUGAGAAACACAACAUCGCUCAUUCUCUACAGCAUGUGGACUGCUGGUAUCACAAUGGUGUAUCAUCUACACAACAAGGACCCCCAAAUCGUGGAGAUUGCACGGCGGUCGAUCGUCACAUGCAUUGAUCUGCUCUCCGACUGGCCAAUGGCCGAUUUUAUGUCGUACACAAUGAAGACAUUUUUGGAAGAUCGGUCCAAACAGCUGAUGGUUGUUCGUGGAACGUUGAAGAUGGUCAACAGUGCAGUGGCCUCGGACCGUCAAAGUUUAAGGACCAGCGAAAUUUUGGACGAACUGCUUAAAAAUUACACCAAUAGACUGAAAAACACAUCCAUUUGCAAACACUUGAUGGAAGCAGAUCAAAUCGCCACAAAGGAGGAGAAGAAAACUCCCGCCAUGGAGGAGCUCAACGGACCGCUUCUUCCUGAAUACUCCACGCACACGCCACCAAUGAUGUUCAACCCUGCUUUUUCCGACCUGGUAGGCGAGAACUGGAUGCCCACUUUCGACAUUUCUCCACAAACAGAAUCUUCGGAUUCUGCGAUUCCAUUCGACUACGCCAUGACCAACGUCGUGGACGAUCUCUUUGGAGUUUUGAGACCAGCACUCAGGUUCAACUCUACAGCACAAAAACCAAACGAUCAAAAGUCGAAGACCGACGGAGAAUCCAAAGACGAAUCAAAGAAAAAGUCCUCGUUCAACGAGAUUUGGGAGCUUCUCAAACUCACAAGAACAGAAUUAUCAAACAUGUCCAUAGCUAUCUUAUUCCUUGGUAUUUCGUCGUCGGUUUCGAUGCUUUUCCCUAUGAUCAUGGGUAAAGUGAUCGAUAUGGCCAAAGAGGAAGGUGAGAAGUCGACAAUUAAUAUCUUUUCGCGAGAGAUUCCUGCCAGACAGUUCUUCAUUGGCGUUGGUGGACUGUUCCUGGUAGGAUCCCUGGCUAAUUUUGGAAGAAUCAUCCUGUUGAGAAAAGUCGGAGAACGAAUCAUGGCCCAACUCAGAGUGGACAUUCUCCGCAAGAUCUUUUACCAAGACGCAAAAUUCUGGGAUAUCCACAAGAGCGGAGACCUGAUCUCGCGACUGGUGAACGAUUCCACCGUGGUUGCUAGAUCUGUCACUCAAAACGUCAGCGAUGGACUUCGGUCUUCGAUCAGCUGUUUUGUUGGAAUCGGUAUGAUGGUGACCAUCUCUGUGAAAUUGACCGGGUACAUGGCCCUCAUCUUCCCUGUGCUGAUGUUUUUUGCACUGGUGUUUGGAAGACGGAUCAAGUCUUUAUCUAAAGAGAUCCAGAAACAGCUAGGAAACCUGACCAAAGUCUCUGAAGAACAGUUCAAUUUUACCAAAACCAUCCAGAGUUUCAACAACGAGGAGUACGAGGUUGGAAAGUUCAAAAAGGAAGUCACCAAAUUGUACGACUUGUCCGUUCACGAAGGAAGACUGAGUGGAUACUUCUUUGCCGGUAACGGGUUUGUUGGCAACGUGUUUUUGAUUGGUUUGCUAUCUGUCGGAGUCCAGAUGGUUCGUCAAGGAGAACUUACUCUUGGAGAACUGUCCUCUUAUAUGCUGUACACGACGUUCAGUGCGUCCAGCGUGUAUUCUCUGUCCAACUUCUACACCGAGUUGAUGAAAGGUGUUGGUGCUUCUGAGCGGAUCUUUGAUCUGAUCAAGCUUGAACCUGCUAUUGUUCCCACCAAGGGUAAGAAGAUCGAUGUUUUGGGAAACGUCGAGUUCAAAAACGUCUCAUUCAAGUAUCCUACUCGUCCAACGCACCAGGUGUUCAACAACUUGGAGCUGAAAAUCAACAAGGGCGACCAUGUGUGUCUUGUUGGUCCUAGUGGAUGCGGAAAGAGCACAGUUGCACAGCUGCUGCUGCGGUACUACGAGCCAGAGUCCGGCCAGAUAAUCGUUGAUGGGGAGCCAUUGACAGAAGUGAGUCUGGCCAAUUUCAGAGAACAGACGGGAAUUGUUCAGCAGGAGCCGAUGCUGUUUUCUGGAACACUCAGAGAAAACAUCACGUACGGCAAGAUGGAUGCCACGGACGAAGAGAUCCAAAAAGUGUGCGAUCUGGCCAACUGUUCCAAGUUUAUCAAUAAUUUCCCGGACAAGCUGGACACGGUGAUUGGGUCGAAAGGAGCGCAAUUGAGCGGGGGUCAGAAACAACGGAUAGCGCUGGCCAGAACGCUCUUGCUGGGCCACAAGACCAAGGACACUGUGAACGUCCCGCACGCCUACAGCGAGCGGGGCGAGCUGCUUCUGGGCCCAAGCAUUCUGAUUCUGGACGAGGCCACGUCUGCCCUGGACGCCAAGUCGGAGGAGGCCAUCAAGCGCACGCUGCGGCUGAGACAGAAAGCCGGACUGACCACGAUCAGCAUUGCGCACCGGCUGAGUACGAUCAAGACGAGCGACAGAAUAGUGGUGUUCAACAACAGGGGCCAGGUCGUGGAGUACGACAACUUCGACAAGCUGUAUGCGGACCCGGAAAGCCAGCUGAACAAGCUGCUUAGCAAGAGCGAGACGGGACAGGAGACUGAACAUAAAGAGAAAGUAGAGGAGUAA